AUCUAUAUAACGCCAGGGGGGAGUGGAAAUGUCAGAAGAUCCAACAUGGUUGCCUCAGGAGCGAGAAACGUUUUAAAGUCUUUUGGCCAAAUAAAUCGGGCACUUUUGCCUCAAAUGCAAACUAUACGGGACUCAAAGCUUGGGAAGCCAUUCUACCUUAUAUAUGUCGACUACAAAAACGUUUUGUUCGACUUUUGUAAGUUUGUAUAUAAGAAACCAGCAAAGGCUGUUAGGAAUUUUUCUGUGAUCGGAGCCCUUGUUGGAAUAUGGUAUACAAACCCAGAAACAGACUCCUAUACAACACAGCUAAUGGAAAAUGCAAAUACAUUACUAUUGCUGAGCAAUAAAGUUAGGAAUGCUAAAUGCAAUGAAACUGUGCAACGACUCGUUAAACUCAAUUCGGAGAAUAGGCUAUUGGUUCAUAAUUUGGGAUUUUUUUCAUUGGUUCGUCAAAAGGAACAUAAUGAUGUCACAUGUGUUUAUGAAGCGAGGUGUUACUAUCUAAAAGAACGUUGGUUAUACUUGUAUAAGGAUGUUGUCGAUAUUGGAUUUCUAGGAAAGUGGCAUUUCUUGGAAAAAGCUAUGGUCGAUUAUGACAUCAAUGAUGCCGAGUUGUCAUGGUUGCCAGUUAAUUAAACAAUUGUUAACAAAUAUAAGAAAAUUAGUAUGAUACAGAAAAUAUAAACAUCUGUGGAAUAGACAAUUAUGAAGCUCGUUAGCAAAAUGGUUGAUUAUAAUACUAACAAACAAGAGUUGUCAAGGUUACCAGAUGACAAAUUGAAGGUUAAUGAGUGUGAGGAAUUAUACUCGUUAACCUUUGAGACAAUUAUCAAGCUUGUUAACAAAUUUUUUAUGAUUUUAUUUUUUACUUGAAUUGUCUAACAAUUUAUAAUUUGAAGUUUUUUAUUUAAUGGCGACCACCUGGUUUAUAUUGUAUCAGAGAUGUAUUUCACUUGCUAGAUGGAUGAAUGCAAUCCUAGAACAAAUUACACUCAGAGUUGGGAUGAGACAUCGGGUAAUCGAUAAACCAGAAAAAACAAUCUUUUUUGAAAACCGAUUCAACCAAUGUAGUUCUAGGCAAAAACCCAGAAAUUCCAUGGCAAUAAUUCCACAUAUUUGUGCAAAAUUGAGAAGCAUUUAAGCUGAGCAGAUAAGCAUAUCACAUAUUUGAUUAGUUCAAUAGAAGGCGGACGUCUGCAUACAAAAACUUAUAAAAAAUCUCUUUUUCAGAAAGUUUUUUGUUUUUACCCAGAACCACUUUACUUGACUCAGAGAAGCAAGUGAUAACAUAUCUGAUUUACAAUUUACUAACUUGGCCAUACCAUUCCGGCCUGUUACUGAAACCACAGCUG
Paramuricea clavata is the source of this 1352-nucleotide messenger RNA. The record is from the annotation of a GenBank genome assembly. Lineage: Eukaryota; Metazoa; Cnidaria; Anthozoa; Malacalcyonacea; Plexauridae.